GGGCUAUGGCAUUGAGGCUUCGUCUCCGCUUCGAUGGCGCUUGCGGCCUCGCGAAGAAUUCGCAGGGCAUGCUGCAGUGGUGGUUCUCGGUCUCGGAUUCCAUGGCGACAAUCGCUGAUCUCGCCGCGGGAAUUGUAUCGUUCUUCCACUUACAGCGUUCUUGUCCUUACGGUGUUCUUCUCCUGAUGGAAGAUUUCGCCCUGCCGCCCUUGCAAUCGAUCGGCUUGCUGAGUGACAAGGAUAUCAUCACUGUGAAGCCUUUGGAAUUUCCUCCACACGCGCCUUUGAAAUGGGGACAGCUCCCAGAAGAAGACGAUGGCAACAAAGUGCUGAGAAUUUGCGCUCAAGAUGAGUUUGAAAAGGAGUCGGGCGGAUACAAAAGCGAAGACGAAGGGCUCGCACAGACAGCUUCCAUCGACGAAGAUUUUCCGAGAAGGCCAAGGUCUUUGCAAAUGAAAGAGAGGCUGAAAAAGAUGUUAAAACCCGUGGCCAAAGUUUUCAAACGUAAGACCGCCAAUGUUGACAAGAAGCCGAAAAGAAGGAAACAAGCAGAGAAAGAUGAAACCGAAAACGGUGAGGUGUUGUCGAGCAAGAAGACCAAGAAAAAGAAGAGAAAGAUCGAAGAAGAGGAGGACGACAGCUCAGAAGACGAUAAACAUGAAGUCCAAAAAGAUGAGCCCAGAAAUGAUGAGCCCAAGAACAACGAAGCACAAGAAAAGACCAUUAGUAGGAGUUCUCGAAGGAAGAAAGCAAAACGUGCUUGGCUAAGAGCGAACAAGCUCGCACAGGCUGCGGAAGUUGGUCGUGAAAACACUGCAGUUGACAUUCAGUUGCCAGAGGAGCAAGUUGUGAAGCCUACGGUAGUAGCUCCCGGGCAUAUACGAUUUGAACCUCUUGAUUCUGAUGAAAACGAGAGCACUCCUGUGCCUAUGAAUUUUGGUGGUGGACUUAAAAGCAAGAAGCAGGGGCAGAGUUGGGGCCAGCAGAAGCGAUCAGGACGCCAGGAGAGAACGUGGAACAGCACAGUGGGAGAAGAAGCAAGAACAGUCCAAGAAGACAAGACCACUGCAGAGGCAACGCUCGAUUUUAACAGCCUUCCGCUGCUGCAAGGCAUUCCAGAGGAGGGAGAUGUUCUUGCUUACAAACUGGUGGAGCUAUCCACAUCUGGAACACCGGAGGUUUCUUCAUUCAGAGUGGGAAAGGUUGCAAGCUGCGACAAUAACUCGAAGGUUGUGAAACUGGUUUCAGUCCCGGACCAUCCACUGGAAAGAAUAAAUGAGGAGUCGGAAUUCCCCGAGCCUUACCAGGAAGAUGGCUCGCUCGAGACGGAUAUUUCACUCCUUGUGGAGGCGCACAUACUCCAAGGUGGGAACAGCACAACGAGCACACAGAACACAAAGACGACACCUUCUGAGAAUGGUUUCCUUCCUGAGCCAGCGAACAAAAAAGAGGAAGAGGUCAAGGUCCCUCCAACAAAAGCCGAGAGAUGGCAGAUCAAAUCCAUGAAAGCUGCCGGCUUGAGCGCUACACUGGAUCGGCUACGCGCUACAUGCCUAGACGAGUGAAAAGCUCCUCAAAGUAGAUCCGCGAAGAACGACGACGAGCCACCACCAGAGCCACCGUUGCUAGAGGCGGAGUUACCAGUCAUGUCCCAGAGCUUCAAAACUUGAUCGUGAGAAACGCUUCCCAGCACCGACUUAUCAAACGAAAAUGCCAGCCUCUCCACUGGGAAGUCCGAGUGCUCGCCAAUCACGCCAGUGAUCCGGUUUGGCAGUAUGGAAACUUGGCGGAUGAUCCCAUCGCUGGAACCGGUGAUGAGCGUCGCCUCAUCCAGCUUGAGCAUGGAAUCCACGGAGCUGGGAUGACCCACGAAGCGAUCGUCGCAGUCCUGGAACUCACCCCACGAGUAGAGCAAUAGAACUCCACUUUGCGAUCCA
Molecule: messenger RNA, 1937 nt
Organism: Selaginella moellendorffii
Lineage: Eukaryota; Viridiplantae; Streptophyta; Lycopodiopsida; Selaginellales; Selaginellaceae
Product: coilin-like
Exons: 15
Coding region: 6-1565 (519 amino acids)
Biological process (GO): spliceosomal snRNP assembly
Cellular component (GO): Cajal body
Molecular function (GO): U2 snRNA binding; U1 snRNA binding
Source: RefSeq, a predicted model, not a curated record